Zootoca vivipara (common lizard) is the source of this 5794-nucleotide messenger RNA. RefSeq names its product PHD finger protein 20 like 1 (gene PHF20L1). The record is from RefSeq and is a predicted model, not a curated record. Gene Ontology annotation, cellular component: NSL complex. Gene Ontology annotation, biological process: regulation of transcription by RNA polymerase II. NCBI's taxonomy places the organism in Eukaryota, Metazoa, Chordata, Lepidosauria, Squamata, Lacertidae.
CGAACGCGCCGUCUCUGGGACGCGAGAGGCGGGGCCGGGAGAAGACUGGCGAUGGGUCCCGCUGAGGAGGAAGAAACGGGUCGGAGGCGGCGGCGCUGCUGCUGCUGCUGAGGGCCUUCCCUCCGGGGGAAGCGAGAAGGGACGCCGCGCUGCCCCGACGGGGCCUGGUAGCGGCCCGCGGCUAAGAGGAGAGAGGAGUAGAAGCUGUCAAGAUGAGCAGAAAGCCUCCAAAUCGUCCUGGGAUCACAUUUGAGAUUGGUGCCCGUUUGGAAGCACUUGAUUACCUACAAAAAUGGUAUCCUUCACGCAUUGAGAAGAUAGACUAUGAAGAAGGGAAGAUGCUUGUCCACUUUGAGCGCUGGAGUCAUCGUUACGAUGAAUGGAUUUAUUGGGACAGCAAUCGGUUGCGACCCCUAGAACGGCCAUCGCUGAGGAAAGAGGGUCUGAAAGAUGAUGAUGAAUUUAUUGAUUUUCAACCUGGAGAAGAGGUUCUAGCUCGUUGGACAGACUGUCGAUAUUAUCCUGCAAAGAUUGAAGCAAUUAACAAAGAAGGAACCUUUACUGUACAGUUUUACGAUGGAGUGAUUCGGUGUCUUAAACGAAUGCAUGUAAAAUCUAUGCCAGAAGAUGCCAAAGGUCAGGCGCGUGAGUGGCAGCAGAUAGCGCCGGAGCUGAGAUUAGUGACGGAUAACGAUCCACAUGAAGACUGGAUCGCUCUGGUUAAAGCUGCAGCGGUGGCAGCUGCCAAAAACAAAGGAGGAGUUAAACCUCGGACCAGCGCGAACAGCAAUAAAGACAAAGAGGAGAGAAAGUGGUUUAAAGUUCCUUCAAAGAAGGAAGAAACGUCAACCUCAGCAAUUGUCCAGGAAGUUCAGAAGAAGGAAGAACAGCCUACAUCCAGCGAGACACUUGGAUUCCCUCUAGUGGACGUCCCAAAGAUUGCCUUUGCACAGGCAGAGAAUGCAUUGGCGCACAAGAGGAAAAAUAACCUAGGCAACUCAUUUCAGGCAAAGAGGGCUCGGCUUAACAAGAUCACUGGGUUGUUGGCAUCCAAAGCUGUCAGCGCUGAUGGUGCUGAAAAAAAGGAAGGCAACAAAGAAGCAGCUCCAGUCUUGGAGCAGGAGAUAUCACCUAAGCCUCAAAGUCAGAAAAAAAAUGAAGCUGAUAUUAGCAGUUCUGCCAACAUUCAGAAAUCUGCACUGUUGCCCUCAACUUUGUCUUCAGGAAAGGCUCGCAGCAAGAAAUGCAAACAAGAAUCUGGAGAUUCUGCAGGGUGUAUAAAGUCCCUUAAAUCACCAAUUUCCCCAGAGUUAAUACAAGUGGAGGAUUUGACCCUGGUCUCCCAGCUUCCUUCUUCUGUGAUAAAUAAAACUAGUCCAUCACGGCCAGUGAGUACCCUUAGAUCCUUCAAAAAUAGCCAGCGGAGAAGAAGACCACAGCGCUUAGCGACUGGUUCGUUGCCUCAUGGUUCACUAGAAAAAGUUCCUUCUCCCUCUCCAGUCACUGAUAGAAAAGUGUUCUCCAUCAAUGCCCCAAACCAGCCGCCAGCAUUACUGGAGGUUCCCAAUGUUGCUCAUGUCUCCCUUGAGAAGCGCGGACUCUGCCUCCCUCUUGACUUAAGCCGCAACUUGGAUGUAUCGGCACUGUUAACGGCGGAGGCUGCUUUCCGCAGUGACUACCCCAUUAAAGAGAAGGAAGAUAAUCAGAUGAUGUUGUGCCAUUCUUCUAAAGCAGUGACUGAUGGCAGAGUAGCCCCAGUGGCAUCAGGAAUGCUGAAAACGGAGAGAAAAACGAAAUUGGAAGACAGAUGCUCGUCGCUGCUUGGUAAAAAGAAGGAGAAGGAUAAAGAAAGAAAGGAGAAGAAGGAGAAAGAUCACAAGUCGAAACAGAAAAAGAAGAAAAAGAAAAAGAAGAAAUCAAAGCAGCAUGAUUAUUCGGAUUUCGACGAUAGUUCUCUCGAGUACUUGGACAGGUGCUCCUCUCCAUUCACUAGGUCUUCUGGGAGCUCACUGACACUACGAAGCACAACCAUGGAGAAGAACACAUCCUAUCAGUACCCAAGAGCUAUUCUGUCUGUCGACCUUAGUGGUGAAAACCUCUCUGAUAUGGAGUUUUUAGACGACUCUUCUACCGAGAGCUUGCUGCUGAGUGGCGAUGAAUACAAUCAGGACUUUGAUUCAACCAAUUUCGAAGAAUCUCAGGAUGAGGAGGAUACGCUCAAUGAAAUUGUCAGGUGUAUCUGUGAAAUGGAUGAGGAAAAUGGGUUCAUGAUUCAGUGUGAAGAGUGCCUGUGUUGGCAGCACAGUGUGUGCAUGGGAUUGUUGGAAGACAGCAUUCCGGAGCAAUACAUCUGCUAUGUUUGCAGGGACCCACCUGGUCAGAGAUGGAGUGCCAAAUAUCUCUACGAUAAAGAUUGGUUGAAUAAUGGCCACAUGUGUGGUUUGUCGUUUUUAAAAGAGAACUAUUCUCAUUUGAAUGCCAAAAAGAUUGUGUCGACGCACCACCUCCUGGCUGAUGUGUACGGUGUUACGGAAAUACUGCACGGGCUGCAGCUGAAGAUUGGGAUACUAAAGAACAAGCAUCACCCUGACCUUCAUUUGUGGGCUUGCACAGGUGUGCGGAAGGAUCCAGACCAAAUAACUCAUGGAGUGGAAAGAAGGGUAUUGGCUGUGCCAGUAUUGGCUGUGCCAGAUACCAUUAACCCCCCUGAAAGGACGUAUCAUGGUCAAAACCAUAGAGAGCCCCCUAGUUUACCCCAGAAGAUGGAGGAAACGUACAUUACGAGUGAGCACAGUUACCAGAAACCCCAGAGUUACAGCCAGGACUGCAAAAUGAUGACCGAUCCUAUAAGCUCAGACGACGACGACACCAGCAGUUUUGAAGACGAUCAGGAGCUUCCCUUAGAGGAUAAAAACUGUUUACAAUAUUCAUCUAAAGAAGAUGGUUUCAGCCAUCAGAGGCAUUUGGCUGAAGGGAACACUGUGUUUGUAUUUAAUGAAAAAAGAGGAGCCGAAGAACAUGUGGACUCCCACCUUCAGUGGCAGCUAAACCUCCUCACCCACAUAGAGAACGUACAGAACGAAGUUGCUAGCAGAAUGGACCUUAUCGAAAAGGAAGUGGAUGUUUUAGAAAGCUGGCUUGACUUCACCGGGGAAUUGGAGCCACCGGACCCCCUUGCACGGCUUCCUCAGCUCAAGCGGCGGAUCAAGCAGCUCAUAUCUGACAUGGGGAAAGUCCAGCAAAUAGCAACCUUUUGUUCUGUAUGACAAAGCGAAAGCUUGAAGGAAUACGCAGAUAGGCUCUUAACAAUGGAUUUCAUGCGCUUUGCGAGACCGACGAAGGGGUGAUUACGAAAAUAAAAAGACGCUUGAACACUAUUCCUUUGUUCUGUGCUGGAUGUCCCGUUAUCCCGAAGGUCUUGAGAAAAGGGGAAAGAGGAGGAAAGCAUCAAGGAAGGGGCACACCAAUAUGGCCUGCCAGGAUGUUCCCGCACGCCAUGUCGGGGAAAUCUUCAAACUGGGGUUUCCUUACGGGGGGAGGGCGGGAAUUAAGAAGCUUUGUUGGAGAAGGAAUGAAAGCGCAAUGUUUUCUUUCAGUGCGAUAGCAGAGAAAGAUUUACACCCACUGGUAUCUUGAAGGAUAGGUAAAAUGGAGCCGAUGUCUGUUUUUCCUGGUGCAACAGAUAUUACCCAGGAAAAUGAAAAAUACUAGCUUCCCUUUUUUAAAAAAGAAAAAAAGAGAGACUCUUUUCUGUGGUGGCCUCUUCACGAAUAUUAUUUUUUAAAACAAAACCUUCCUUGCGGGGAUCUUACGCUCCUUGUUAGAAACAGCUAUGGGGAGGGUAAAUGUCAGAAGUGCCAAAUAACGUUUUCGAAAACCACUGAAACGGGAGGAUGAGAGUCGUCUGCCGCGUGUUGCUCCCUCUUCCUUUUCCCCUGCUCCCCCUAGCAGAGUCCUCCAUAUAGCCAGCCAGCAAACCAUCCAAUAUUGUACUUAUAUCAUAUUUGCGUUUAGCCACAACUUAACAGUAUUCAGGGCUACAGUGCAUUUUUUAAAGAACCUUUUUUCUCCUGGACGAUUGGUUAGCAUUAGCUCUCUGAAAUACUGUUGCUCCUCAGCUGGAUUGAGGAAUGACCAGAACAUUUGGAAUGCCAGCGGAUGGGCUGUGAAAUCGGGCCAUUUCCCGGGUUAACUGCUUUUAGAUUUUGGGCAGCAUCCGAGCAAUGCGUCCUGCCAGUGCAAGAAUUUCCAUUUGUUGCAACAAGACUUGCACCCGUCUCCUUUCCCCUACCUUGCCCUCCCCUGCAUCGCCCCCAAAUCUGCUCUGAAGGGUUGGGAACCCCUAGAACAGAAUUAGAGGGGUGUGGUGAAAGGGGGAGAGGUCUGCAGAAAUCCCCAUGCUGAAGGGACCAUGACUUGGUGCUGUUUUUGCAGACAACCCUUGGGGGGGGGGAACAGCACAGAAUGAAAUUGCAACAACUGUGAAGGUGUCUCCUGAUGGGAUUCACUUGUGUUACAUGCCAAGGAUCUUGGAAGGGGUCAGCUUUCCCCCUGUUGCCAUUUUUUUUCCAAAUAAACCUUCCCCACGCUUAUUUGUAACCCUGGAGCAGGGGUUGGCAACCUAAGGCCCGUGGGCCACAAGCGGCCCAUGGGGGUCGUUUAUCCGGCCCAUGGACGCCCACUCGGGGAGCCCCCGCUCGGUCGGCUACCGUGCACCACACUAAACCAGUGCAGAGCAGAACGGGGAACACCUUCUGUGACGCUGGCCGGCUUCCCAUUGGCUGCAGGAAGUUCCUGCAGCCAAUGGGAAGCUGUGCAUGCCUCCUCCAUGCCGGAAGGAGUGCCGGAAAUAGCGUUUGCACAUGCGUGCGCAUUCCAGCCCACCGCAGCGUCUACAGGACCAUGAACCAGCCCAAGCCACAAAAACUUUGCCAAUCCCUGCCCUGGAGUGACCUGCAGGAUCACUCCCUAUGAAUCAAAAUCUGAGUGUUGGUAGCUGCCCUUGUAGAGCGGAUAUGGCGAAAAACCCAUUACUCGUACUGAGCGCCUCUAAUGGAGAAUAACUAUUUGCUAUCUAUCAGGGACGCUUAAUUAUGAGUUUGCAAAGCAUUGUGAAACCAAAGUCAACCUAGUUGCUGUGCGGUUUUUGUUUUUAUUGUUUCUGCACCAAGUCCAGAGCCUUCACUUCACUUCUGUUCAUCUGCAAUUUUGCUGCACCCACUGCUACAGUACACUUUUUAUUAUGUGUAUAUGUCUCUCUGUGUGUUGGUGUGAUACACACAUGCAGGCGCUCAUAUACAUUAUACAAUCUAGAGACAUAUUUAUAUUGACAAGUCUAGUUUUGUUACAAUAGACUAAGACCUUGGUGACAAAAUAUUUAAAAUGUUGCCUUUUAACACGCAGUUUCUAAAAGAGAGAGAGAGAGAGAGAUGAAGAAAAUGAAAAUAAUGUAUGUACAGGCUUUGAAAUUUGUAAAAAGAAAAAAGAAAAAAAAUGAAAUGCAAAAUUUUAAAAUAUUGACUGUUCAGAAGAGGUUAUAUAACUAACGGCAGCACGAUACUUGAACUCUUUACACCUCCCUUGCAAUUUCAGUGCUGGUGAUAUGUAUAAAAUCAUACGAGAACUGUAUGACAGGCCAUAAACUUGAAGCUCCCCUGGGAUAAGAGUACAAGCCACUGUACAUUUUUUUAAAAAAAAUGUAUUUAAAUUUGCAGAUACACUGUUCUAUAUGUAAGGUACUGUAUGUAAAGCUGUUUAUUAAACUAUUCUGCAUACUCUGCAUCCUUUCACUCUU